Phytophthora nicotianae INRA-310 is the source of this 326-nucleotide messenger RNA. RefSeq lists its product as hypothetical. Bases 120 to 326 code for a protein of 68 amino acids. The transcript is spliced from 3 exons. NCBI's taxonomy places the organism in Eukaryota, Oomycota, Peronosporomycetes, Peronosporales, Peronosporaceae. The record is from RefSeq and is a predicted model, not a curated record.
CGGAACGCUGCGGAGCGCGAACCCGGUCUGGCAACACCUCGUUUCUCCGGCGCUUUUUAAAGCGCAAUCGUCUGUCUAUCAGACGGAUCACACACAAGGGGAGGAAGAGGCGCCCAGAUAUGGAGCUUGUAGCCAAUGUGUUUUCCCAGAGCAUACAGCGAGCAAUAGAAGAGGACGGAAUUCUGUCCUCUCAGCCGGGUCCAGACAAGCUGGGUAACGUCUAUAAUAUGGAUCAGACGGCUAUUUUUAUUGACAUGGGUGCGAGACAAAUGGUCUCAGAGCCUCCGUGUUUCGACGCGCAAGAUAGCGACGCCCACAAGUAUUGA